UUGGUGAAUUCUUUUGUCUACUUAUAACCAGAACACUUAAUUUUAUGUUGCAAUUCUGAAGUUGGUUUUAUCGCAGAAUGGGUAUUGGUUGGAGCAAGAUAAAGAAAAAAGUAGGGUGUUCCUGUCUGAGCAGUGGUGAUAAUAGUGGAAGAAUAUGCAUGAACGAUGUGAUGAAUGACGAUAUUUUGUUAGAAAUUCUGAAUCGCAGCACUAGUUGCAGCAAAUCUAUUAUCCAAUACAAGUUAGUGUGUAAACGUUGGUUCAAUCUUAUAAACAAUCCUGAUUUUAUCACAGCCUUCAUUGCCCACCGAACCAAAAACCGCCUCCCACGACAAGAGUUGUUGACGUACAGUGAGAAAGUGCAUCAGAUUUUAAGUCCCCGAGUAGACGAAUAUGUCCAAAUUGUGGCUUCUUGCAAUGGUUUAUUGUUAUGCCUUGAUGCUAUUACGUUACGAUGCUUUAUUUGCAAUCCUAUUACGAAGCAAUGGGCUGAAAUCCCUUCUCUUCCGAGUGAACCUUCAUAUAUAGGUUUGAUUUGUGAUCCUUACUAUGAUAUGGAUGACCAAGGGCGUGUCGGCAUCAUCAGUCCUGAUUGUCUACAAUUUAAGGUGGUGGCUAUUUCUAGAACUUUUGUUACAUCUUAUGCGAAUCCCCGUAUCAUUCAGAUGGAUAUAUUUUCAUCCAAAAGUGGAGAAUGGGUUCAAGAAUAUGUUGCCGUACCUGCAGCGGAUGAACUUUGUUUAAUUAACUGUUUCUACAUCUCUCGAUCAGCUGUCAUUUACAAUCAGAUGAUGCAUUGGCCGGCUUCCGCUGAGAAAAUUCUCGUCUAUGAUCCCAACACUGUCAAGGCUCACUGCUUUGACGGGCCUCCAACAACAUACAUUGGGGGAACAUAUCUCGGUGUUUGUCAAAACUCGUUGCGGGUAUCUCAUACGUGGGGAUGUUUCCUAAGAAUUUGGGAGCUUGACGAUCACAAGGAGUGGAGUAUGGUGCACAAAGUUAACUUGAGAGUCUUGAAUCCCGGAUGUUCAGGUGCAAAAGAUAUAUAUGUUGUAGCUUUAAGCUGUGAUGAUCAAGACACGGUCUACGUUAUGUUAGGCUCAACUACUCUUCUUGUUUCGUGCAAUUUAAGACGUUUUACCUUCAAAAUUAUUGGAAAGGUUCCAUAUCAGUUUUUUUUUCCCAGUGUUGUUUCACUUUUGAUCCCACAUUGGCCAACUCCACUGCCUCCAUUCCCAUCUUAGACACUAUAUGUUUUGUUGUGGCAAACACUAAAAGUUAUGCCUAGUCCGAACAACAAAAAUCCACCAUCGCUGUGGUCUUGAACAAGAAGCAGCUCCAUCUUCGUCUGUCAUCAUCUAGGCUUUGUUCGUCGCAGCCGUCGCUGUUUAUUUGUUUUUCCUUUUUUCUUCAUUUUUAUUUUCCUAUAUUUUUUUACUGAUUUUUCAUCAUUAACGCGUAGAAAAAAAUCAGAUAUUAUCAGUUUGACUUAGAAUGCUCUGUUCCUUCCACCUCAAUUUUGAGGUUUUGAACUACAUGUUUUCACAGUAUUAUUAAAAUCAAAGGAGUGUGGACAAUCAACCAAAUUGAAUAA
Messenger RNA from Mercurialis annua (annual mercury), 1594 nucleotides. RefSeq names its product putative F-box/kelch-repeat protein At4g22430. The coding region runs from base 78 to 1244 and encodes 388 amino acids. The record is from RefSeq and is a predicted model, not a curated record. NCBI's taxonomy places the organism in Eukaryota, Viridiplantae, Streptophyta, Magnoliopsida, Malpighiales, Euphorbiaceae. Gene Ontology annotation, molecular function: protein binding. The transcript has a single exon.